AUGCCCUGCUUUCAAAGUCAUUCGAUUCCAUUGACAAGUAUCAGCUCUGGUAUGAGUCCUCCGCCUCCUCCCUUUCGUUUGCCUUCGAAUAUUCCAACAUCAGAAGGAAAUGGUGAAGAGUCGGAAAGGAGGAGACUUCUUGCCAUCAUCGAUGCCGCGCUUGCCAUCCUAGAGGAAGAUAUUUUUGACGACAAUGGAACGGAAGAAUCCCAAAGACAUGCAAAGAGCCUUGACUUUGCCAAGUGA
Molecule: messenger RNA, 246 nt
Organism: Cylindrotheca closterium
Lineage: Eukaryota; Bacillariophyta; Bacillariophyceae; Bacillariales; Bacillariaceae
Source: the annotation of a GenBank genome assembly